UUCUGUUUGUGGCGGAAACUCGAAGCUGAAGCCGGUGUUUUCAUUUCAUGAUGGCUGAGUCGGAAAAUGUAGACAAGGAGCUAAUGGCUUCUGGUGAUGACUGGAUAGAAAUGGAACGCAAAACAUCAUUAACAGACCCUAAAACUACUCGUUUUCAAGUAGCAAAAGUAGAUUUUGCUGCUGAUACUCCAAAGUGUAAAUUUGCAAACGAUGCUGAUGCUGCGGAAAGACAACCUUUGACAGAUCAAAACCAAACUACAUCAGGAUCAGAUGGAGACAGAUACGAUACUCAUAAUGUUAGAAGUUUAAGACAUUAUACCCGAGAAGCUCUUCCUCGAGUAGACCAUUACAGAAAUGUAAUGUCAAUCCAUGGGCAACUUAAUCGUCCAACUCUUGAUGAACUCCAUGACCCAUCACUGACAAUGUCUCCUGACCACAAGGUGCAGUGCAUGUUAAAAUGCUACACAUCGCUACUUUGAUAAACAGCAAAUGUCAACAUUGUGUUGGCUUAUUUCAGCGGAUAAGGAUUGUUUGAUAACUGCAAAAUGCAAAAGGGCUCUUGGCCUGAAGAGGAGUUAACCUAUAUUACACUACACGUAGCCAGUUCGUUCACUGGAACAAGAAACUUUAUUAUUUAAGAGCUUCCGAUGCUCC
Messenger RNA from Stegodyphus dumicola, 654 nucleotides. Its product is annotated as solute carrier family 12 member 2-like. The record is from RefSeq and is a predicted model, not a curated record. Gene Ontology annotation, cellular component: membrane. Gene Ontology annotation, biological process: chloride ion homeostasis; sodium ion homeostasis; sodium ion transmembrane transport. Gene Ontology annotation, molecular function: sodium:potassium:chloride symporter activity. Lineage: Eukaryota; Metazoa; Arthropoda; Arachnida; Araneae; Eresidae.